CAUGGCUUUCCUGGAGGAUGGGAACCACACUGCAGUGACAGAAUUCAUUUUAUUGGGCUUAACAGAUGACCCGGUCCUUAGAGUCAUCCUCUUCAUCAUCAUCCUGUGCAUCUACCUGGUGACUGUGUGUGGGAACCUCAGCACUAUCCUUCUCAUCAGAGUCUCUUCCCAGCUUCAUCACCCCAUGUACUUUUUUCUCAGUCACUUGGCUUCUACUGACAUAGGCUAUUCAUCUUCUGUCACACCCAAUAUGCUUGUCAAUUUCUUGGUAAAUCAAAAUACCAUCUCAUACCUUGGAUGUUCUAUACAGCUUGGCUCUGGUGCCUUUUUUGGGACAAUUGAAUGCUUCCUUCUGGCUGCCAUGGCUUAUGAUCGCUUUGUAGCAAUUUGUAACCCAUUGCUUUAUUCAAACAAAAUGUCUACACAAGUCUGUAUCCAGCUAGUUGUAGGAUCUUACAUAGGGGGUUUUCUUAAUGCUUCCUCCUUCACCAUUUCCUUCUUUUCUUUUCUCUUUUGUGGACCAAACAGAAUCAAUCACUUUUUCUGUGAUUUUGCUCCUUUAGUUGAACUCUCCUGUUCUGAUGUCAGUGUCUCUGCAGUUGUUACCUCUUUUUCUACUGGAUCAGUAACCAUGAUCACAGUGUUUGUCAUUGCUAUCUCCUAUACCUACAUCCUCAUCACCAUCCUGAAGAUGCGCUCCACCGAGAGCCGCCAAAAGGCCUUCUCCACCUGCACCUCCCACCUCACUGCAGUCACUCUGUUCUAUGGGACCAUCACAUUCAUUUAUGUGAUGCCCAAGUCCAGCUACUCCACAGACCAGAACAAGGUGGUGUCUGUGUUCUACCUGGUGGUGAUCCCCAUGUUGAACCCCCUCAUCUACAGCCUCAGGAACAAUGAAAUUAAGAGUGCUCUGAAGAGACAGCUUGGUAAGAAAAUAUUUUCUUAG
This is a messenger RNA of Peromyscus californicus insignis, 946 nucleotides long. RefSeq names its product olfactory receptor 502-like. The transcript has a single exon. Gene Ontology annotation, molecular function: G protein-coupled receptor activity; odorant binding; olfactory receptor activity. Gene Ontology annotation, cellular component: membrane. Gene Ontology annotation, biological process: G protein-coupled receptor signaling pathway; sensory perception of smell. Bases 2 to 946 code for a protein of 314 amino acids. The record is from RefSeq and is a predicted model, not a curated record. NCBI's taxonomy places the organism in Eukaryota, Metazoa, Chordata, Mammalia, Rodentia, Cricetidae.